AGGAUGUGGCAGCCCCGCCUGCCAGACCGGGCGGAGCCGCCGCCCCCUGCGCUCGCGGCCUGUGGAGGCCAGGACUCGGCCCACCCGGCCAGGAGACCUCGAGGCGCCCCGGGGUUCCGGGGACGAGGCCUUUGGGCACCCUUGGUUCCUGGGGUCGGCGGGGAGGCUGCGUUCUGGGGACGGGGGAGCUGUGCAGUAAACCGGUGGCCCUGGUCACGCGGCGGGAGCGCUGAUGCAGCCUUGGAGGGCUGGGUCCUCCCGGCCUGCUCCUGCGCCCUGCAGAUCGGCCUGCCCAUCGCUCCCCUCUUCCAGCCUACGAUUUUUUUUCUCCAGCCUCUGUCGAAAUAAAGAAAAUUACGGAAGCAGAACCUUCCUUACAGUAACGUGCAGGAGAUUUUGGACUCUCUGCAGACUGUCCCUGGAUCUUGGGUUAAAAAUCUGUAUUCUAGACUGAACCGUGGGAAGAAAAAAUAGUCGAUCUGUGGUUUUUCUACUUGAAGGACACAAUGUUUUCCAAACUAGCACAUUUGCAGAGGUUUGCUGUACUUAGUCGCGGAGUUCAUUCUUCAGUGGUUUCUGCUACAUCUGUUGCAACUAAAAAAACAGUCCAAGGCCCUCCAACCUCUGAUGACAUUUUUGAAAGGGAAUAUAAGUAUGGUGCACACAACUACCAUCCUUUACCUGUAGCCCUGGAGAGAGGAAAAGGUAUUUACUUAUGGGAUGUAGAAGGCAGAAAAUAUUUUGACUUCCUGAGUUCUUACAGUGCUGUCAACCAAGGGCAUUGUCACCCCAAGAUUGUGAAUGCUCUGAAGAGUCAAGUGGACAAAUUGACCUUAACAUCUAGAGCUUUCUAUAACAACGUACUUGGUGAAUAUGAGGAGUAUAUUACUAAACUUUUCAACUACCACAAAGUUCUUCCUAUGAAUACAGGAGUGGAGGCUGGAGAGACUGCCUGUAAACUAGCUCGUAAGUGGGGCUAUACCGUGAAGGGCAUUCAGAAAUACAAAGCAAAGAUUGUUUUUGCAGCUGGGAACUUCUGGGGUAGGACGUUGUCUGCUAUCUCCAGUUCCACAGACCCAACCAGUUACGAUGGUUUUGGACCAUUUAUGCCGGGAUUCGACAUCAUUCCCUAUAAUGAUCUGCCUGCACUGGAGCGUGCUCUUCAGGAUCCAAAUGUGGCUGCGUUCAUGGUAGAACCAAUUCAGGGUGAAGCAGGCGUUGUUGUUCCGGAUCCAGGUUACCUAAUGGGAGUGCGAGAGCUCUGCACCAGGCACCAGGUUCUGUUUAUUGCUGAUGAAAUACAGACAGGAUUGGCCAGAACUGGUAGAUGGCUGGCUGUUGAUUAUGAAAAUGUCAGACCUGAUAUAGUCCUCCUUGGAAAGGCCCUUUCUGGGGGCUUAUACCCUGUGUCUGCAGUGCUGUGUGAUGAUGACAUCAUGCUGACCAUUAAGCCAGGGGAGCAUGGGUCCACAUACGGUGGCAAUCCACUAGGCUGCCGAGUGGCCAUCGCAGCCCUUGAGGUUUUAGAAGAAGAAAACCUUGCUGAAAAUGCAGACAAAUUGGGCAUUAUCUUGAGAAAUGAACUCAUGAAGCUACCUUCUGAUGUUGUAACUGCCGUAAGAGGAAAAGGAUUAUUAAACGCUAUUGUCAUUAAAGAAACCAAAGAUUGGGAUGCUUGGAAGGUGUGUCUACGACUUCGAGAUAAUGGACUUCUGGCCAAGCCAACCCAUGGCGACAUUAUCAGGUUUGCACCUCCGCUGGUGAUCAAGGAGGAUGAGCUUCGAGAGUCCAUUGAAAUUAUUAACAAGACCAUCUUGUCUUUCUGAGGGUAGCCAGCUGUUUUCAGUGGUCCCCGGGAGCCAGCUGGAGACAGAUGGUCCUGUAAAAGCUUUAUUCCUAAUGCGGGCACAUUCCACUCCCAUGAGUCUUCAAAAACUUUUUUUUUGAAUUUUUCUUUUCAGUUGAUACAUAAUAGAACAACGUUUAUGAACCUGCCGUUUGCUUUGUAACGUAACUAAGAUAAUGUAAUGGCAUCUAUAUUCAGUUGAAGUAUUUUGAUGUGCAUGUGUACUUCCUAAGGUGAAAUGCAUCUAUAUACAGACAGCCUCUAAAUCAAGUCCUUCAGUAUAAUUGAUAUAUGUUUUUAUAAUUUCCUCACUGGUAUAAGUGUUUCAUAUUUGAAAAAGUUAUCUCUGGGUAUUGCAUAAAAGGCUUCAUCUUAUAAAGUGAAAUCAUUGUUAUUGAAUUUUAGGAAGGAUUAAUGGUUAAGUGUAUAUAAAAUACUAAUAUUAAGUAAACUUCAUAUUGGCCAACACCAGGGUUGUAUUCUAUGGAUGUCAUUAUUUUGAAUUAAGAAUUAGUGUUUAACAUUCCUAAAUUGUUUUGAGUGCUUGAUUAUAAUUUGUAAAAAAUGUUUAUUUUCAAUAUUUCUUUAAAUUUAAAAUAAAGCUUAUAUUUCAAAUGUC
Molecule: messenger RNA, 2465 nt
Organism: Gorilla gorilla gorilla (western lowland gorilla)
Lineage: Eukaryota; Metazoa; Chordata; Mammalia; Primates; Hominidae
Gene: OAT
Product: ornithine aminotransferase
Exons: 11
Coding region: 507-1826 (439 amino acids)
Cellular component (GO): cytoplasm
Molecular function (GO): identical protein binding; pyridoxal phosphate binding; L-ornithine transaminase activity
Source: RefSeq, a predicted model, not a curated record